CUGGCGGCCGCCACUGCGCUGGACCUGGGCACCCCCAGCCCCCCCGUCGCCGAGGAGGCUGCCUUCGCCCUGCCGCUGAUGGCUGAGGCGCCGCCGGCCGUGCCGCCCAAGGAGACCGGCGGUGGCGGGCUGGAGCUCAAGGCUGAGCCCUUCGACGAGCUGCUUUUCUCCACGGGGCCGCAGGAGGCCUCCCGCUCCGUGCCCGACAUGGACCUGCCCGGGGCCUCCUCCUUCUAUGCGUCGGACUGGGAGUCGCUGGGCGCCGGGACCAGCGGUGAGCUGGAGCCCCUCUGCACCCCUGUGGUGACCUGCACCCCGUGCCCCAGCACCUACACCUCCACCUUCGUCUUCACCUACCCUGAGGCGGACGCCUUCCCCAGCUGUGCUGCCGCGCACCGGAAGGGCAGCAGCAGCAAUGAGCCCUCGUCUGACUCCCUCAGCUCCCCCACCCUCCUGGCCUUGUGAGGGGCUCCAGCAUUGACUGACCUGCCGGGCCCCCUCCCCUGCCCGUGCACCCCCACGGACUUGCCGCUGCGCCCCAUGGGGCUCCCCGGGCCUGGGGAGGGCCCCGCCACCGCCACCCCCCCCAUCUGGCCUGGUGCCCUGGGGCCUGGCAGAGCGCCCUGUACUGAGGCCUCGUACCUCUUCCAGAGAUGUAGCAAAUCGCAUGGAGUUUGUCUCAUCCCCAAUGGCCCAUCCAUGAGAGCUGGUAGUCUGUAGCAUGUCCCACAUGGCUGGGUAGGUGACUCCCUCCCCUCCUUAGUAUCACUAGCAUUAACUAAUUAAUCUCUUGGUUUUAAAUGAUUGGAAUUUAACCUGGUGCUGGGUAUCUCCAACUCGUAUCUAGUGCAGCUGAUUAACAAUAACUACUGUGUUCCUGGCAAUAUCGUGUUCUGAUGACUUAGCAACGACCCAUCUUACGUGGGGGGAAAGAGACUCUAUUUUAUUUUCUAGUAGGUAGAUAAAUAGCUAUAUCCAUGUACUGUAGUUCUACAUUGAUGUUCAUUGUAACUUUACUGAUCAUGCAUUGUUGAGGUGGUCUGAAUGUUCUGACAUAAGUUUUCCAUGAAAACGUUUUUAUUGUGUUUUUAAUUUAUUUAUUAAGAUGGAUUCUCAGAUAUUUAUAUUUUUAUUUUAUUUUUUUCUACCUUGAGGUCUUUUUUGACAUGUGGAAAGUGAAUUUGGAUGAAACUUAAGCAUUGUUUGCUUAUUAUUGUUCAGAGACAUUGUCAAUAAAAGCAUUUAAGUUGACUGCUGGA
Molecule: messenger RNA, 1259 nt
Organism: Aptenodytes forsteri (emperor penguin)
Lineage: Eukaryota; Metazoa; Chordata; Aves; Sphenisciformes; Spheniscidae
Gene: FOS
Product: Fos proto-oncogene, AP-1 transcription factor subunit
Exons: 1
Source: RefSeq, a predicted model, not a curated record